This is a messenger RNA of Gastrolobium bilobum, 3817 nucleotides long. Its product is annotated as cysteine-rich receptor-like protein kinase 25. Gene Ontology annotation, molecular function: ATP binding; protein kinase activity. Gene Ontology annotation, biological process: protein phosphorylation. The record is from RefSeq and is a predicted model, not a curated record. Bases 1 to 3804 code for a protein of 1267 amino acids. NCBI's taxonomy places the organism in Eukaryota, Viridiplantae, Streptophyta, Magnoliopsida, Fabales, Fabaceae. The transcript has 13 exons.
AUGGUUACCUCAAAACAAUACUGGGCAACCUUUUACACACUUCUCCCCCUGUUUGGGAUGCUAAGCUUGGCAACCCAAUCAUUUCCUACUUACGUUGGAUCUUACUGUAACAACAAUACCACAUACGCACCUGACAGCAGACUAGGUAACAAUCUGAAUGUCCUACUCUAUACUCUAACAACCAAUGCCUCCCAACAACAGGACGGUUACUACAUGACAAUCAUGGGCUUCGGAACCACUGAUGCAGUCAACGGCCUGUUUCUCUGCCGCGGCGACCUCAACACCACCAUGUGCCAACAGUGUGUCGCCACCGCCGCCAAAGAGAUAACACGCCGCUGCACCAACCAAACCGAGGCCGUGAUCUGGUACGAGGAGUGUUUAUUGCGUUACACAAACAGGUACUUCAAGUACUACAGCAUCGUCCCCGGAUUGUACCUGCCGGAUGGUAACAACGUAUCUGCCGUUGACUUGCAACGGUUCAACCAAUCAUUGUUUAGUUUGUUCGAUGAGUUGACAACGGAAGCGGCGAAUUCCCCGUCUGCAAAGAAAUUCGCCACCGGGGAAGUUGGAGUAACCAGCUCUCAGACGGUGUAUGGGUUGGCGCAGUGCACCACAGACUUAACGAGUUCUCAGUGUGAGACGUGCUUACAAAGUGCCAUUGGAACUCUUCCGGCGUGUUGCAGUGGACAACAAGGCGCAAGUGCUAUGCUUUCGUCCUGUAUUGUCAGAUAUGAACUGUACCCAUUUUACAGUAAAACAGGGUUACCAUCUUCAUCUUCUUCAGGGAAAAAUAAACUUGGAACAAAAACAAUUGUCAUCAUUGUUUUCGCGGUCUUCAUUCCGGUAAAACUCUUACUUUUAGGCUGGUACUGCCUGCGGAGAAGAUCCAAGACGAAACGUAGGACAAUUCUAAAGGAAAAUUUUGGGGAUGAACUUAAAACUUUGGAGUCAUUACAAUUCAGUUUGGCUACAGUUGAAGCUGCGACAAACAAGUUUUCGCAGGAAAACAAAAUAGGCAAAGGAGGAUUUGGAGUUGUCUACAAGGGUGUUUUUUUGGAUGGACGACAAAUAGCAGUGAAGAAACUCUCAAGAAGUUCAGGACAAGGUUCACAUGAAUUCAAAAAUGAGAUUUUAUUAAUAGCCAAACUUCAACACAGAAAUUUGGUGACUUUAUUAGGAUUCUGCUUGGAAGAUCAAGAAAAAAUACUUAUAUAUGAAUAUGUGCCUAACAAGAGCCUCGAUUACUUUCUAUUUGAUACCAAGAAGCAAAGAAUAUUACAUUGGUUUGAGCGUUAUAAAAUCAUAGGAGGAAUUGCACGAGGAAUUCUUUAUCUACAUGAACAUUCACGACUUAAAGUCAUACAUCGAGAUCUGAAACCUAGCAAUGUGUUGUUAGAUGACAAUAUGAAUCCAAAAAUAUCAGAUUUUGGCUUGGCAAAAAUAGUUACAAUAGAUGAAGAACAAGGAAAUACUAACAGAAUUGUCGGAACAUAUGGUUAUAUGUCUCCAGAAUAUGCAAUGCAUGGCCAAUUUUCUGAGAAGUCAGACGUAUUUAGUUUUGGAGUCAUAAUUCUUGAGAUAGUUAGUGCAAAGAGGAAUGCUCGUCCUAUUGAAUCACACGAUUUUGAUGACCUCCUAAGCACUGCUUGGAGACAAUGGAGGAACCAAACACCCUUAGAAAUAUUGGACCCUAAUCUAAAAGAUUCAUUUUCCCCCAGUGAAGUUAUUAAGUGCAUUCAAGUUGGUUUAUUAUGUGUCCAAGAUAACCCAGAUAAUAGACCUACAAUGGCAAAAAUUGUUUCAUAUUUCGGCAGCCUUUUAGUUGAAUUGCCAAUUCCCGGAGAACCUGCAUUUUCCAUGGACAAUGGAGCACCUGCCUCGAGUUCGGGUCAAUCUACUAAUUAUUCUGCAGUAUCCUCAAUCAAUGACAUGUCUAAGAAUCCAUCAGAAAAUGCAACUGAUGCCAAUUUCCAAUCCAACCUGACUUCCCUAUUGGAUUCUUUAUCUUUAAAAGUUUCACUCCAGAGCUUCUACAAUGAUAGUAUUUCUAGUAACCUCUAUGGCCUCUUCCUAUGCAGGGGUGAUGUUUCCAGUGACACAUGCCAAAAUUGUACCAGAACUGCAAGUGAAGAAAUCAAAACCCGAUGUGAAUAUAACACAAGUGCAAUCAUCUGGUAUGAAAAAUGCAUGCUUCGGUACUCCAAAAAAAACUUCUUUGGAAAGGCACAAACUUAUCCAGAAGCAUUCAUGUGGAACGUCAACAAUAGAACUUCACCCAUUCAAGAUGAUAUCGAAGCACAAGCUCUGAUUUACCAAUUAAUAAAAGAAGCCUCAAAUACGGAUAUGCUGUUCAAAACAGGAAAAUCAUUGGGGAAAAAUGAGUCUCAGAAUAGAUAUGGGUUGGUUCAAUGCACAAGAGAUAUAAAUGGGAGUUCAUGCGCCACUUGUUUGUCUCAGUUGAUGAAGGAGGCUCAACAGUUUUGCCAACACAAGGUUGGGUGGCGCAUAAUGGGUCCAAGUUGCAAUAUAAGGUAUGAGAGGUAUAUCUUCUAUCAGCAUACUUUGGUGCCACCAGAUAUCUCUACAAAGCAGCUUGUCCUACCAGUUAUACCAAUUACAGUUGUUGCGAUCCUUUUGGGUUUAGGGUGGGUUUCAUGUUCUCUCUGGAAAAGCAGAAAAAGAGGAGGUGGAACAAGUGAUGAAAUUCAAGUCAAGAAUUUGAAAAGCUCAAGAAGGUCACACUUUAAGAAGCAAGGAAUGAAUGCAACACAUGAAGACAACAGUGGAGAAGUGCACUAUUUUAGUUUGAGAACGAUUAAGGUUGCUACCAACUAUUUCUCUGAUGGAGCUAAGCUUGGGGAAGGUGGCUUCGGACCAGUUUUCAAGGGGAAGUUGAUUAAUGGCAAGGAAAUAGCAGUUAAAAGGCUUUUAUUCAAAUCAAGGCAAGGCCUUGAAGAAUUCAAGAAUGAAAUGGUGUUAAUCGCCAAACUUCAACACAGAAAUCUUGUCAGGCUUUUGGGAUGCUGCCUCGAUGAAAAUGAAAAGCUUCUUGUCUAUGAGUACAUGACCAACACUAGUCUCGACGUUUUCCUGUUUGAUCCAAACAAACGUAUAGAGCUGGAGUGGCCAAAGCGGGUUAAAAUUAUAAAUGGAAUUGCAAAAGGCCUUCUGUAUUUACACGAGGACUCAAGGCUGAAAAUUAUCCAUAGGGAUUUAAAAGCUAGCAAUGUGUUGCUAGAUGAAGAGAUGAACCCAAAGAUAUCAGACUUUGGGACUGCUAGGAUUUUUGGGGGCAAUCAAAUUGAAGCAACCACUGAAAGAGUUGUUGGUACAUAUGGUUACAUGGCACCAGAAUAUGCCUUGGAGGGGUUAUUUUCCAUCAAGUCUGAUGUUUACAGCUUCGGAGUUCUGAUACUAGAAAUUAUGAGCGGGAGAAAGAACACUGGCUUCUACCAAUCAGAGCGUGGUCAUUGUAGUGGACAAAGCCUUAUAUCCGAUGCAUGGCGACUCUGGAGUGAAGGCAAGGGACUUCAAUUUAUGGAUCCUUUCUUGGUCAACUCUUGCCCCAUAGGUGAGGCGUUGAGAUGGAUCCAUAUUGGGUUGUUGUGCGUUCAAGAAAGACCCAUGGAUAGGCCCACCAUAUCAUCAGUUGUUCUCAUGCUUGGAAGUGCCAUUAAUAUUCCUCGACCAUCUGCACCUCCAUUUUCCAUAGGCAGAUAUUUUGCAUCUGAACAAUCUUCAACCACUGGAAGAGAGAUUGACUUUCUACCAUCUUCAAGUAAUGAUUCUAUUAAGGAAGUUUAAUAAGACCGAAAUG